This is a messenger RNA of Lampris incognitus (smalleye Pacific opah), 1293 nucleotides long. It is a transcript of the gene tbxtb, whose product is annotated as T-box transcription factor Tb. Gene Ontology annotation, molecular function: RNA polymerase II cis-regulatory region sequence-specific DNA binding; DNA-binding transcription factor activity, RNA polymerase II-specific. Lineage: Eukaryota; Metazoa; Chordata; Actinopteri; Lampriformes; Lampridae. Gene Ontology annotation, biological process: somitogenesis; positive regulation of DNA-templated transcription; regulation of transcription by RNA polymerase II. Gene Ontology annotation, cellular component: nucleus. The record is from RefSeq and is a predicted model, not a curated record.
AUGGCCUCCGCGGGCAGCGGUUGUCCCGGGCGGGGGGCGCAGCAGCAGCGGGUGGACCACCUGCUCACCGCCGUGCAGAGUGAGCUGCAGGCCGGCAGCGAGAAGGGAGACCCCACGGAGAGGGAGCUGAAGGUCUGCCUGGACGAGGACGAACUUUGGCAGAAGUUCAAAGAGCUCACCAAUGAGAUGAUAGUCACUAAGAAUGGCAGGCGCAUGUUUCCCGUGCUGAAGGCGAACGUCUCCGGACUGGACCCGAACGCCAUGUACUCGUUCCUGCUGGACUUCGUGUCCGCGGACAACCACAGGUGGAAAUACGUGAACGGGGAAUGGGUCCCCGGAGGCAAACCGGAGCCCCAGACCCCCAGCUGUGUGUACAUCCACCCCGACUCCCCGAACUUCGGGGCGCACUGGAUGAAAGCUCCGGUGUCGUUCAGCAAAGUCAAGCUCACCAAUAAGCUGAACGGAGGAGGUCAGAUCAUGUUAAAUUCCCUGCACAAGUACGAGCCGCGGAUCCACAUCGUGCGCGUCGGAGGGCCGCGGAGGAUGAUAAGCAGCCACUCCUUCCCGGAGACGCAGUUCAUUGCAGUAACAGCCUACCAGAACGAGGAGAUAACCGCUCUUAAAAUCAAGUAACCUUUUGCCAAGGCCUUCCUAGAUGCAAAAGAGCGAACUGACCACAAAGACCCGAUAGAAGACCCCCAUGAAAACCAACAGUCAGCCUAUUCUCAACUAAGCGGCUGGUUCAUCCCGGGCUCGGGCCCCCUCUGCCCUCCUGCCAGCCCUCACGGCCAGUUUGGGAGCCCGCUGUCUUCUCCCUCGCACGGCUGCGAGCGCUACUCCACCCUGAGGAGUCAUCGCCCUGCUCCUUACUCCAGCCCCUACAGCCAUCGAACCAGCUCCCCCACUGGUUACUCCGAUAACUCCCCGGCCUGUCUCUCCAUGCUGGCAAGCCAUGACAACUGGUCCAGCCUGCAGAUGCCCUCCCACUCCAGCACGAUGCCCAUGGCGCACAGCGCCCCCUCCGCUACCAACUCCAGUCAGUAUCCUGGUCUGUGGUCUGUGAGCACCUCCCUGACUCCAGCGUCCCAGACCGGGGGGAUGAGCUCCCAGUUCCUGCGAGGCCCCAGCAGCCACUACGCCGGCCUGUCCCACUCAAUCACAGCGCCCCCCUCUGGCUCCCCACUGUACGACGGCGGCACAGCCACAGAAAUACACGACCCGUCACAGUACGACAUGUCUCCUCACGGGCGCCUGCCGUCUCCCUGGACACCCAUCACCCCUCCUUCACUUUGA